AAAAGUUUUAUUUUGUUAAAAACUCUUAAUAAUAUGAUGAUUCCUGAGAAUGCUGUAUUAAUAAAACAAGGAGCAGAAGCUCGUGUUUUUCAUUUACCAUCUUUUCUUACAUUACCAGAAGGUUGCAUUGCCAAAGAAAGAUUUAAAAAAUCAUACCGUCAUCCCGAUUUAGACCAACUUUUGACAAGCAGACGAGUUGUUCAGGAAGCUCGAUGCCUUUACAAAUGUAAAAAAGCCGGUAUGGAUACUCCCACCGUAUACUAUGUAGACAUACCUUCAGCCACCAUUUAUAUGGAGAACAUUGUGGGUGUCACUGUUAAACAAAAGUUAUUGGAAAAUCAAGGUGAUAAUUAUAAGAAUGUAGAUACAGAUGCUUUGGCAGAAAAGAUUGGUUGCUCAUUAGCCAAAAUGCAUGAAUUAAAUAUUAUUCAUGGUGAUUUGACGACAUCCAAUUUAAUUAUUAGGGAUAAAGAAGAUUCAGUUGCUAUUAUUGAUUUUGGACUAAGUUCUACUUCAUUAUUGAUUGAAGAUAAAGCUGUCGAUCUUUAUGUUCUUGAACGUGCCUUUUCCAGUACUCAUCCAGAAACAGAAUCUAUGUUUGCAACCAUUCUUGAACAUUACUUUAAGAAUUCAAAGCAAGCUAAGCAAGUUUCACGCAAAUUAGAAGAAGUGAGAAUGAGAGGACGUAAGAGAACGAUGGUUGGAUAAAAGAAUAAAGAUAGUAUAGAUACAUUUAUAUAU
Cokeromyces recurvatus is the source of this 741-nucleotide messenger RNA. RefSeq names its product TP53 regulating kinase. Gene Ontology annotation, molecular function: ATP binding; protein serine/threonine kinase activity. Gene Ontology annotation, cellular component: cytosol; nucleus; EKC/KEOPS complex. Lineage: Eukaryota; Fungi; Mucoromycota; Mucoromycetes; Mucorales; Mucoraceae. Gene Ontology annotation, biological process: protein phosphorylation. The transcript is spliced from 6 exons. Bases 34 to 708 code for a protein of 224 amino acids. The record is from RefSeq and is a predicted model, not a curated record.